AUGGAUGAAAAAGACGUUUUCGGGGCACCAUUUGGUGAUUGCGAGUGUAAUAACACAGGAGUUUGUACACAACAUCACAACGGAAGUUAUUCUUCGCAGGGCAGCGCUUCAUGGACGUUAUUUCAUGUCAUUCCAAACCAGAAUUCACAACAUGCUUUGGAGCGUAUCGGUUGGCAACUAUACUUCCCGAAAAGUGAUAUACGUAUGUCCCGAACAAUAAACCAACGCGUGCAAUACCUGGAGAGACACUACAGGGAAUGUAUUCGCAGUUAUUCCCCAUCGGAAGUGGAGCGCUGCGGUAGCUUUGAAUUUAAGAUUGAGCUCGCCAGAGCCGAUCUUUUUCUAAAGAAUUCGUGGCCAUCGUUUGAAAAUGAUCUUAAAGAAUAUCCGGACUGCACUAUAGCCUGCAUCGGACUUGCCAUGUAUCGUUUUGUAACGAAAUACCGAGAAACUGUACAUUGGCCACCAACGACCGAUUGCGGCUUACCGAAGCUAUAUCCACGUAUAAAUUUCUUUGGCCCUGAGAUUCCAAACGGUACAAUCGAUGUCCGGUACGUAGGCAAGCUGAUAACUAUUCGCGGAACAAUUACACGCAUAAGCCAGCAAUAUGUUAAUGCUACGUGGAGGACCUACAAAUGCAAAAAUUGUACCGAUACAAUAGUUCUGUCGCAGUUCGCCAAAUUGUGGAUAUGUUCGAACUGUCAUAUGGGAGGUGGAAUAGAAUUUAUCAGCACGUCUGUUUGGAAUCGAAGUGAAACCCAGCGAAACAUUACCGUUCACAGAAUGCCACCAUCCUCCGGUACCAGUAAGGCGCUUGAUGUUGUAGUUCCUGAUGGAAUUGUGAAUAACUUAGUGCCCGGAGCUGAUGUGACUAUAACAGGCAUUUUAAAGAUGGUUUCGGCAACAAAAACUGCCGGGAACAUAUACUUGCAAACGGUUUGCAUGUGCAUCAACAGUAGUAAUCCAUGCGAUCGUGCUGUUGAAAAGACGUUCAACGCAAACGACCUUCAAGUCAUCAGAGAAAUUCAAUCUGAAUCAUUUCCAUUUAAGCUACUGGUACAAUCCAUCUGUCCAAAUGUGAAAGGAAUGGAGACUGUUAAAGCUGGUUUGCUUCUAGCUUUAUUUAGCACAAGCUGCGACACACAUGUACUACUAGCUGGUACAGAGAGCAAUAUUUCACGACAGCUACUGGAGCGUUCCGUAUCUGUUUCACCAAAAGCAGUACUGAUAAACGAUUCAAGUCAGAUACAUGAUUUAACUUUGAAGCGUACUCAAGACGGUCUUGUAUAUGUGGUGGCGGGGCCUUUAGUUUUGACAAACUUUGGUCUCUGUGGUAUACCACGAAUCGAUAAACUAGAUAACCUACGUGCAUUGGACAAAAUGCUAAGCGAUGGUGUUAACGAUACAACGCAUGACACUGCAAAAAAUAAUCUGGAAGUUCGGUUUCGAACCACUUUACUAGCUACAGCAUUUCCCGAUCAAGGAAAGUUUGAAGUUAGUAAACCUUUCAUGGACCAGUUCCCCAUUCCAAGAACGUUUAUGGAAAGGUUUGCGCUGGUAUUUCAAACAGAAGACACGCUCGAUCCUGAAGAUGAGCUUGUUUGCUUCAACGGUGUGCGCCUGCAUCCCGAAAAACCUUCAACUGCUAAAUGUAGUGUGGAAAUACCUUUGGUGAGGCAACUUAAGCUGAAAUCUGGUGAUCAUUUCGAUCCAUUGCCUAUUGAGCUGAUGCGGAAGUAUAUAGAUUAUGCCCGUCACCAUUGCAAGCCGGAAUUCACUGAAGAAUCAACAAAACUGUUGGAGAGCUUCUUCUCACAGAUGUUUUCCAUGCCCCAGUGGUUAAAUAUAUCAAACGGAAUGAAAGUUGCCCAAAUCCAGAACAUGGUUCGAGCAAGGGCCAGGAUAGAUCUUUCUGCCGUAAUUACCACUAAGCAUGUGAUGGAUACUAUUAGGAUUGUAAGUCGUAGCUGGUACGACAAGUACGAUACGGACGACCGCGAUCCGUUGGUGAAUUUACCUUCAGUACGGAAACCAACGAAACCGGCCACAAUUCGUCAAUUUCUGGACGUUUUGCGAAGUCACUCUGCCGAGUCAAAAACCAAGUUUUUCACCCUCAAGGAUCUUCGCAUGUUGUUCAAUGAAGUCGGUGUGCCAGGGGUGGCAGACGAAAUCGUAGAAAGGCUCAACAUGCAAGGCUAUUUACUAAAGAAAAGUGCAGGUCGCUACGAAUUGCUUGUUUGA
This is a messenger RNA of Anopheles marshallii, 2241 nucleotides long. RefSeq names its product DNA helicase MCM8-like. Bases 1 to 2241 code for a protein of 746 amino acids. Gene Ontology annotation, cellular component: MCM complex; nucleus. NCBI's taxonomy places the organism in Eukaryota, Metazoa, Arthropoda, Insecta, Diptera, Culicidae. The record is from RefSeq and is a predicted model, not a curated record. The transcript is spliced from 3 exons. Gene Ontology annotation, molecular function: single-stranded DNA binding; single-stranded DNA helicase activity; ATP binding.